AUGGGAAUCACAACUGUCGCUUCCAUGAAGAAGAGCCAUGAUGACGACGGCCUUAGGAUUGCCGACGAUGAUGUCUAUGUCGAGGGGAAACCCCGAGAGGGACGUGCAAGUAGGAAUCGCAAGGAUGAAGCUGACUGCUUCUCCCAGCUCAUGCCAGAGGAGCUGAAACAACUCUGCCGCGGCACGUCAGGCCUGGAAGCCGAUCUCAACCCCACUCCAGCUCAGCACCAGACGGGGCUUUCUAUUCUCCUUGUUCCAUAUAUUCUCAUGCGGGUUCCACCUAACCUGCUGCUGAACUAUGUCAACCUCCCGUCGCUGCCCGCAGGCUUCUUCACCACAGCGUGGGGACCUGCUUCUGCUCCGACAUCCCUGUUCACGAAUUAUGGUCAGAUUGUCGCAUGUCUAUUUCUUCUUGCUUUAGCUGGCCCCUUUUUUCCCGGCGCCAUCUCAAAAUGGUACACAAAAAAGGAACUUGCCCUGUACAUGUCCAUCUUCUACUCCGGCUCCCUCAUCUCCGGUGCCUUCGGCAACCUCAUUGCUGCCGGCAUCCUUAAGUGUCUCAACGGCGCCCGCGGACUGGCACCUUGGCAGUGGCUCUACAUUAUUGAGACACCUGGAAACUACUCGCACCAGAGCUCAAACAUGUCGUCGCCAACAGACGCCUUUCCAUUGAAUCCACGGAAAACUACUUCCCCACUCCAACCCUCCCGCUGGGGUACAGCGACACCAUCUGCCCUCUCCUCGGCCGCACCCCCUUACAUCUUCAGAGAAGCUUACAGCCUCAUCCAUUCGCACUUAUCGGACCGUUUUCGGCAACCGCUUCUGCUUCUUCAUCUAUCCCAUCCCUAUAACCAUAGUCGGUUUAAAAUCUUUAUGAAAACAGACAACAACGCCUUUAGUCCGCUCUAUUUCUCCUUUUCCCUUAUGAUGUUCAUCUUCGCUAUGAAAGGCACUUGCUAUUCAUGGGCUGUUGCAUCGGCAAUUCCGCGACCGCCCGCCAAACGCGCAACGGCGUACGCUUUUAUAAAUUCUGCAGGGAACUCGACGUCUAUGUGGACGUCGUUUACGUAUCGUGAGAGAUCAGGACAAGCCGUAUUUCCUCCUGGCACUGGGUGUAAGCAUUGGCCUGUAGGUUCUCGUGGCGGUCAUGGCGUUGUCGAUGAGGGGGUAUUUGAUCUGGAAGAAUAG
This is a messenger RNA of Paracoccidioides lutzii Pb01, 1188 nucleotides long. RefSeq lists its product as hypothetical. Gene Ontology annotation, cellular component: membrane. Gene Ontology annotation, molecular function: transmembrane transporter activity. The transcript is spliced from 5 exons. The record is from RefSeq and is a predicted model, not a curated record. The coding region runs from base 1 to 1188 and encodes 395 amino acids.